This is a messenger RNA of Nilaparvata lugens (brown planthopper), 888 nucleotides long. RefSeq lists its product as uncharacterized. The transcript is spliced from 5 exons. The coding region runs from base 196 to 888 and encodes 230 amino acids. The record is from RefSeq and is a predicted model, not a curated record. NCBI's taxonomy places the organism in Eukaryota, Metazoa, Arthropoda, Insecta, Hemiptera, Delphacidae.
UGAAAUAAUCAUGUUUAUUGUGGAAAUUUUCUUCCACAAUUGGUUGAAAUUAUCUUCAGAGUGAAAUUGGAGGCUUAUUGGUGUAUUUUCGCAAGAACUGUCAACAACUGCUUCUUUGAAAGAGGUUUACAAAUCAAUAUUUGAAUAAAGUGAUUAAAUAAAUAGAUAAAUAUCUAAAUAUUGGAGUAUUAAUUGAUGAUGUUAUUUCUACCAUCAUUUCAACAACUAUUCAUAUUUUUAUGGCUAAUAAUUCACCAAUUAUUCUCAACAAAUGCUGUUCCAUCUCCUGAAACUGUAGGAGGAUUACUCGGAAAACCAUGUCACGGCAGCUUUGAUUGCGAAAUCGACCAAUGGUGCUACGACAACCAAUGCGACCUGCCCUGUCCCAGAUUGCACUGUGCCGAGAUCAAGCCACCAGAUGGCGUUUGUGUCGUCAGAGACCACCAACCAGUCUGCAAAAGCCCAGCUGAGCUGGAGUUCGAGCAACAAGUACGAGAAAGUGGAGGCUGCGUUAAUAGUGAUGAUUGCGGGGAAAAUGAAUGGUGCAUGUAUGCAGUUUGUGAAGACGCAUGCGCAAAGCUCAACUGUGCAGCUGAACAAGACGAUUUUGACUGUAGAGUCCAAAAUCAUCAUCCCAAGUGCUAUUCGAAAGUGAUUGAGGCUGGAGAAAUUCCAGACGUAUUAGUCACACAAGGAGGAUACUGCAAGAGUAGUUUCCAAUGUGAGAGCCACUUGAACUGCCUGAAAAACAAGUGCGAAGACCCAUGUGAAUCACUGGGUUGCUCCAUAUUCAAACUGGAUGAGCCACCAGAAGACUUCACGGAGAUACAGAAACUCUGGUUUCAGAGUCUCUGGUAUAUCUAUUCCAGCAAGUACCUGUUUCCAUGA